UGUGCUGAAGCUACAGGGGGGUUGACCUGCUGUAGCGCUGAGUGCUAGCGGCCCCGGACCUGGGGGUCGCCAUUGACCACUUUACCUCGGGCCGUCGCAGGCCGUCGUCUAAAGCGUCAUUGGCAUUGCUCACCCAGUCACCGGGGCGGGUCCCGAUCGAUCGCCGUCCCCCGUCUUCCGUCUCCCGUCUCCCGUCUCCCAUCCGUUCCUUCGUCCCUCCACAGUCUGUCGCCGAGAUCAGAUCAACUAGGUUCUCUAUCCGUCUCCGACAGAACCUCCAGCUCUUCCGCCCACCGAGUCGCCCUCCGGACGCCGUUCCAUCCACAUACCCAAAUCCAUACACAAUGCUGUCGGCCGGUGCCCGGGCGUUCUCGGCCCUGACUCGUCCCCGGUUCACUACCGCCUCCACUACCCUCAGAUCCCCCGCUGCGCUCCGCAGGUUACUGUCCGCCCUCGCCGUCCUCGAGCAAAGAGACGGCAAGCUCAACCAGGGAUCCCUCAGCGCCGUCACCGCGGCUGCGAAGCUCGGUGGUCCCAUCCAUGCUUUCAUCGCCGGUAGCAAUGUGAAGGCCGUUGCCGAGGAGGCGGCCAAGGUCGAGGGUGUCGAGAAGAUCAUUGCCGUUGAGAACGGCGCCUACGACAAGGGCCUCCCCGAGAACUACGCUCCUCUCUUGGUUGAGAACAUCAAGAAGGGCGGUUACACCCACAUCCUCGCCAGCGCGACCGCUUUCGGCAAGAACCUGAUGCCCCGCGUCGCCGCUCUCCUCGACAGCCAGCAGAUCUCCGAUAUCACCGCCGUCGAGUCCGAGAACACCUUUGUGCGCCCCAUCUACGCCGGUAACGCCAUUGCGACCGUCGAGUCCACCGAUCCUAUCAAGAUCAUCACCGUCCGCGGUACCGCUUUCGCCCCUGCCGCUGUUGGCUCCGGCUCCGCUACUGUUGAGGAUGGUGUUGACCCCAAGGUUGAGAGCACCACCGAGUGGGUUUCUGAGGACCUUGCCAAGUCGGACCGCCCCGACCUUUCGACCGCUGAGAAGGUUGUCUCUGGUGGCCGCGGUCUCAAGUCCAAGGAGGAGUUCGACAAGAUCAUGCUCCCCCUUGCUGAUUCUCUCGGCGCUGCCGUCGGUGCUUCCCGUGCGGCUGUCGACAGCGGUUAUGCCGACAACAGCUUGCAGGUCGGCCAGACCGGCAAGGUGGUUGCUCCUCAGCUCUACCUCGCUGUUGGUAUCUCUGGUGCCAUCCAGCACUUGGCGGGUAUGAAGGACAGCAAGGUCAUUGCUGCCAUCAACAAGGACCCCGAGGCGCCCAUCUUCCAGGUGGCGGAUGUUGGCUUGGUCGGUGAUUUGUUCGAGAAGGUGCCUGAGCUUACCGAGAAGCUCAAGAGCGCAUAAUCAAUAUCUGUGAUAUGUAUGUUGGAUGAAAUAUAAACGAGAAGAAUAUGUACAAACCUUUUGGCUAAAUAGUAUACAA
Molecule: messenger RNA, 1470 nt
Organism: Neurospora tetraspora
Lineage: Eukaryota; Fungi; Ascomycota; Sordariomycetes; Sordariales; Sordariaceae
Exons: 2
Coding region: 345-1391 (348 amino acids)
Biological process (GO): fatty acid beta-oxidation using acyl-CoA dehydrogenase
Cellular component (GO): mitochondrion
Molecular function (GO): flavin adenine dinucleotide binding; electron transfer activity
Source: RefSeq, a predicted model, not a curated record